Homarus americanus (American lobster) is the source of this 2611-nucleotide messenger RNA. RefSeq names its product tRNA (guanine(10)-N2)-methyltransferase homolog. The record is from RefSeq and is a predicted model, not a curated record. Bases 502 to 2172 code for a protein of 556 amino acids. Lineage: Eukaryota; Metazoa; Arthropoda; Malacostraca; Decapoda; Nephropidae. Gene Ontology annotation, molecular function: nucleic acid binding. Gene Ontology annotation, biological process: methylation. Gene Ontology annotation, cellular component: cytoplasm. The transcript has 13 exons.
GUUAGUAGUUUUAUUUUGCCAGGUGGUAAAAGAUAACAAUAUUUCUAGCUGUGAAAAAAGUGACAUGUAGUGUAUAAGAAGUAAAGUCACGCUGAUGUAAAUAAAGUGAUGGUUUGUUGUGAGUCUUUAGUUACUCUUAGUGAUGUUGUUCAAGAAAUAUGUGAUAUAUUGAUGGUAUGGUAAUGUUAACUACACAUGUGAUCAAAGGAGGAACGAGAGAAGACGAGAUGAUUAGAGGAGAAGACUUUUCUUAUAAACUGUAAAUGGAAAGCCUGGGAAGGCCACCUGUUUCUGUUUGUCUGCUGUGAUCCAACCAAAACAGUCUGCCAAGAGGACAAGCAGUGGGCUAACUUGACAAUAAUUUUCUCUUCCCUUACGAAAUAGAAGGUUGACUUGGUAUUAGCUCCAGCAAUAUGAGAGAUUUGUUGAUGAUCCGGUAAAUUAAUUCUUCUGAAGACUUUAGAAGAGUAGGAAGGAAACUAAUCAAACAUUGGAACCUUGAUGAUGGCAGCUACAUCCACCAUGUGUACUCAGACAACCCGGAGAUACUUGUUAUGGUGUGCAAAUGAACAUAUAGAAUUCAGACUACCAGAACUUGAGUCCAUUGCCUUGAUGUUUAACAUUCCCAUCACAUGGAUUGAUAAACCCAAGGAAGAUCCAUAUGUGAUCUUGGAGAUGAACAGUGAGAAUGAUGCCAGAAAAUUAAUGUCACGAAGCAUGCUAGUGCGGUCGUGUUUUGAAUUAUGGGGUCAGGGAGAGAAUGAAGCAGAACUCCACGCAAGUGUGAAGUCCUUCCCAAACAACUUGAUGAAGCCACAUUUAGCUAAAGAGAAGACAUUCAAAGUUCGCGUGGAAUCAUUCAAUAAGACUCUCAGUAUUUCCGAGAAACUGAAAAAGAUUGAGUCCCUGAGUUUUCUGCCUUUUGAAGGAAGUGUGAAUCUAAAGAAGGCUGACACCUGCCUUCACCUUAUUGAAUAUUAUGGCUUACAACCAAAUGAGGUCCCAAUAAUUCCCUUUAAGAGUUUCCUGGGACGAUGGGUGGUAGAGGGUCAGCGGGAGUUGAUCGACAAGUUCUCACUCAAAAGAAGAACUUACAUUGGUAGUACAUCAAUGGAUGCCCAGCUGGCAUUUAUCAUGUCUAACUGUGCACAAGUUCAGCCUGGUCAUGUGGUGGUUGAUCCCUUUGUUGGCACAGGAUCUAUAUUGGUGUCAGCUGCACACUGCGGGGCGUAUGUGUGGGGUUGGGACAUUGACUACCUCACACUACAUGCUCGGACUAAGCCUACUCGUCAUAGCCAGAAGCAGCGUCAAGCAGGCGAGUCAAUAUUUAGCAACCUUAAACAAUAUGGGUUAGAGCAUCAGUACGUGGAUGUUGUCGUAAUGGAUAAUGCAAGGCCAUGUUGGAGAGGUGUCCCUUACGUUGAUGCCAUCAUUACUGACCCCCCUUAUGGAAUUCGGGAAUCAAUAGAAUGUGUGGGAUCCCUCAAAGUACCAAAAGAUUUUGAGGAUGGAUCCAAGCAACAAUCAUCAUCUGCUCACCACUUUCCAUCCAAGAUUACAUACAGUCUUUCGGAUAUUUUUCGGGACUUGAUCAACUUUGCUGCUAUUCAUUUAGUGAUUGGCGGCAGACUUGUGUUUUGGCUGCCAGUGUUCAGGGAAGACUACCAUGAAAGUAUGAUACCUAGUCACCCAUGUCUGGAGCUUCUCUUCAAUAGUGAACAAGUGCUAACUGUACACUCCAGCAGGCGCCUUGUUACCUUCUGCAAGACAAGACACCCUCAGGAAGGGGAAACAGCCACUGCCCAAGUCACAGACCUGACCGCUUCGUUUCGUGAGAAGUUUUUCCAAGCCUCCUUAAUGACAAAACAGGAAAGAGCAUCCAUGAAAUCUCGCUUCCCACGAGAUAAAAGAGGCCAAGGUCUGGGAUAUCGACUGUUAGAAGCCCAAAAUAAUGCAAAGAUCAUCAAAAUGGAUGAUGUACCUGAAAGUGAAACAAUAAACCGAGAUGAGAGACAAACUAUAUCUCAGGAACCAAAUACUGACAUAGAAGAUCUGUCAUGUUUAGAGGAAACAGCAGAAACGGACGGUUUAAGAAAAGUGCAAAGAAAUAAUACUGACAGUGAAAAAGAAGAAAAUUUUAAAGAUGCAAAAAACAAGAGUGUUACUCCAUAAUUCACAUUGGUAACACAAGUUAAAGAAAUGCAAUUAUGGAUAUAAAUAGUCCAGUAACAGACUACUAAAUGAUGGGAGUACAUGGACAUGAUAUGUACUGUUAAUGCUGUGAUACAUUAAGAAAGUUAUAUGUUGUAGUGUUAGAUACACUUAAAUACUUUUUUUACUUUCAUAUACUGUACCGUAUUGCAAUUGCCUUGAUUAUUCAGACCACAUGGCAAAUGUUUGGUAGUUCUUUUAUAUGAGGACCUGCCACUAGUAAACCUUUAUAUACAAACUAAAUCACCGUACUCGCCCCCGAAGGUGGGAAUUACACGAAAGCGCUUGGGAACUUCGUGUUUUCUUUUUUCCAAUGUGGUUAUCAGCACACACAAUAUAUAUUGCCUCCUAUGAGGUGUAACAUAAGGUUAAGAAAAAAUAAAAGUAUUUACAAAAGCUU